AUGUUUGGGAUUCAGGAAAAUAUACCGAGAGGGGGGACGACUAUGAAAGAGGAACCGCUGGGCAGUGGGAUGAAUCCGGUCAGAUCGUGGAUGCAUACAGCUGGGGUAGUGGAUGCUAACACAGCCGCCCAAAGCGGAGUGGGUCUGGCUCGCGCACAUUAUGAAAAGCAACCGCCAUCCAACCUCAGAAAAUCCAAUUUUUUCCACUUCGUCCUGGCGCUAUAUGACAGACAGGGGCAACCCGUGGAGAUCGAAAGGACAGCUUAUGUGGACUUUGUGGAGAAGGAGAAAGAGCCAAACAGUGAAAAAACAAACAAUGGGAUACAUUACAAACUACAGCUAUUGUACAGCAAUGGCGUCAGAACAGAACAGGAUCUUUACGUACGAUUAAUUGAUUCCAUGACAAAGCAGGCUAUUAUUUAUGAAGGUCAAGACAAAAACCCAGAAAUGUGCAGAGUCCUUCUAACGCACGAAAUCAUGUGCAGUCGGUGUUGUGACAAGAAAAGUUGUGGCAACAGGAACGAAACUCCCUCUGACCCUGUGAUCAUUGACAGAUUCUUUUUGAAAUUCUUCCUCAAGUGCAAUCAGAACUGCCUGAAGAAUGCAGGGAACCCACGAGACAUGCGCAGAUUCCAGGUCGUGGUAUCCACAACGGUCAAUGUGGAUGGUCACGUGCUGGCCGUCUCAGACAACAUGUUCGUCCACAACAACUCCAAACACGGCAGGAGAGCUCGACGCCUAGACCCGUCUGAAGGUACGGCUCCUUAUCUGGAGAAUGCAGCUACGCCCUGCAUAAAGGCUAUCAGUCCCAGUGAAGGCUGGACCACCGGAGGAGCCACUGUCAUCAUCAUUGGGGACAACUUCUUUGACGGUCUGCAGGUGGUCUUCGGUACCAUGCUCGUAUGGAGUGAGCUGAUAACGCCCCACGCCAUCCGUGUUCAGACGCCACCCAGACACAUCCCUGGUGUGGUGGAGGUCACCCUCUCAUACAAGUCCAAGCAGUUCUGCAAAGGAGCCCCCGGUCGCUUUGUCUACACUGCUUUGAACGAGCCCACUAUUGAUUACGGUUUCCAGCGACUGCAGAAGGUCAUUCCCAGACAUCCAGGUGAUCCAGAGAGGUUACCCAAGGAGGUGUUGCUGAAGAGAGCUGCAGAUCUAGUGGAGGCUCUGUAUGGAAUGCCCCAUAAUAACCAGGAGAUCAUUCUAAAGAGAGCGGCCGACAUCGCUGAAGCUCUUUACAGCGUACCUCGUAACCAUAACCAGAUCCCGUCUUUGGCCAAUACUGCCUCCCACAGCGGGAUGAUGGGAGUCAACUCUUUCGGCAGUCAGCUGGCCGUCAACGUAUCGGAAACCUCACAGGGUAAUGACCAGGGUAUGUCCCGCAAUACCAGCAGCGUGUCCCCGCGCGGGUAUGUCCCCAGCAGCACCCCCCAACAGUCAAAUUACAACACCGUCAGCAACAGCAUGAAUGGUUAUGGCAACACCGGCAUGCCCAACCUGGGCGUGCCCAGUUCACCAGGAUUCCUUAACGGCUCAUCAGCAAACUCCCCCUACGGCAUAGUGCCGUCGAGCCCUACCAUGGCAGCCUCUUCGGUCAGCCUCUCUUCAAACUGUAGCAGUACACACGGCAUUUUCUCAUUCUCACCUGCCAAUGUCAUCUCUGCAGUGAAACAAAAGAGCGCCUUUGCCCCCGUUGUCAGGCCCCAAGCAUCUCCACCUCCUUCUUGCACCAGUGCAAAUGGCAAUGGACUUCAAGCUAUGUCCGGACUGGUGGUCCCUCCCAUGUAA
Molecule: messenger RNA, 1788 nt
Organism: Chanos chanos (milkfish)
Lineage: Eukaryota; Metazoa; Chordata; Actinopteri; Gonorynchiformes; Chanidae
Gene: ebf3a
Product: EBF transcription factor 3a
Exons: 16
Coding region: 1-1788 (595 amino acids)
Biological process (GO): regulation of DNA-templated transcription
Molecular function (GO): DNA-binding transcription factor activity; DNA binding
Source: RefSeq, a predicted model, not a curated record